Oldenlandia corymbosa var. corymbosa is the source of this 2457-nucleotide messenger RNA. NCBI's taxonomy places the organism in Eukaryota, Viridiplantae, Streptophyta, Magnoliopsida, Gentianales, Rubiaceae. The record is from the annotation of a GenBank genome assembly.
GGGAACAGAGGCUUAGAAUAUGCAUCGGUGCUGCACGAGGACUAGAAUACUUGCACACGAGCUGUGAAUAUGGGGUCAUACACCGUGACAUCAAGGAUACUAACAUCCUACUGGACGAGGAUUUGGUAGCCAAGAUUUCAGAUUUUGGACUGUCUAAGCUAGAAGAAAUCACGGAGUCUAAGAGUUAUGUUGAAACCGGAGUUAAAGGCACAAUUGGUUAUUUGGAUCCAGACUAUAGGACAAGCCGCAGGUUGACAAGAAAAAGCGAUGUGUAUUCCUUUGGUGUGGUGAUGUUGGUAGUUUUGUCAGGGAAGCCGGUAUUGGAUGCUACAAAUCCUUGGGCAGUUAGUCUGUUAUCAUCCUUCCGAGAAUGUGUAGCAGAUGGUGAUGCAAGUAAGAUUGCUGAUCCUAGUAUACAGGGGGAAAUUUCAUCAAGCAGCCUCAGAAUGUAUGUUGAAAUUGUUGAAAAUUGCUUGCAACUUAUUCCCAAAAACCGACCUACAGUGGCCCAAGUGGUGUCAAGGCUAGAGCAGACACUGGAGCAGCAUCACAACCAUCAUAUUCAGUCCUCUAGUUUGAGUCAUCAUGAUACCAAAAAUCUCAUAUCUCUGCCUAGAAAAGUAAUAGACCCUGAAACACAAAGUCAGAAUCUCAUCCGCAUAACAUUAACCAGAGAAAAGAGCCUGCAGCCAAGAGGGAAGGAUUCGGUUAAGCUUAGAAAUGCAUUAUUUGGUUGGCUCUCGUGGUACCGAAGGGAAGUCAAUAUCAUCACUCCAACUGCAGAACAACAUACUGACCCUGUGGAAACUUUGCCCGUUUGCUCACCAGCAAACCACGAUACUGCCCCUCAGGAAAUUUUACCAAUUGAUGCAACUGCUUUUUCACUGGAUGAGCUAAACAAAUUGAGGAACAAUGUUGAAACAAAAAGUGUACUAGGAAAGGAUUACUACGGCCUGGUUGAUGUGGGAACAUUGAGCAAUGGCCAGAAAGUAGCAAUUAAAAAAUUGGAUAUGAGUUGUGCUUCAACAGAGCCACAUUCUGUUUUUAAUGCCAAGGUAUCGACAUUUUCAAGGCUUAAACAUGAGAAUCUUGUUCAAUUACUUGGAUAUUGCUUCGAAGGAAAUCACAGAAUCUUGACCUAUGAAUAUGCAACCAUGGGUUCCUUAGAUGAUGUCCUCUACGGGCUACCGGGAGGAAAACCUGGUCCGGUUCUCAGCUGGAAUCAGCGAGUUAAGAUUGCAUUUGGCACAGCGAAAGCGUUGAGGUAUCUACACGAAGAAGUUCAACCACCCAUUAUUCACGGCAGAGUGAAAUCAAGAAAUGUGCUUCUGUUUGAUGAUUUCGUGGCCAAAGUUGCUGAUAUCAACUUGGGAAACCAGCCUCCUGAAUGUCCUGGUUCUUGGAUGGAUUCAACAAACUUAUUAGCGAACUAUGCUUAUCAUCCUCCCGAGUAUACCAUGGAAGGGAGAAUUACUGAAAAGUUUGAUGUUUACAGUUUUGGUGUUGUUCUAUUGGAGCUUUUAACUGGAAGGAAGCCGGUAGACUGCCAUAUGCCCAGAGGACAGCAAAGUUUAGUCACUUGGGUAGACACUAUUCAUAUUGCUCAAUUCUGAAUUUCCCUUUAUAUUAUAAGUAUCUUCUUUACUACGUGUCUCACAAAGAAUAGUCUACAUUAAGUUUUGAAAUUUGUACUACAAAACAGUACAAAUUUCAAAACUCAAUGUGGACUAUUUCUUUUGGGAGACAGAGGGAGUAUAUUCCGGCAAACUACAAAACUCAAAUACACUUCCCACAGGCAACUCCAAAAUUAGACAGGGUGAAGAAAAUCAUGGAUCCCAAACUGAACAAGGAUUACCCACCAAAGGCAGCUGCUAAGGUCUUCUCUACCAUUUUAACUUUUCAUUUGGUAAAGAGUGUAUAAGGCCUCGAAACUUGCUGAGAGUAGAAUAUUUUACAUGUCCUUCCUUCCUUCAACUUUGCAGAUGGCAGCUGUUGCAGCUCUUUGCGUGCAGUACGAGGCAGAUUUUAGGCCACGAAUGGAUAUUGUUGUCAAGGCUUUGAAUUUUUUGAUGGUGCAAACAAAGCAGCCUCAGGCCUUUGUGGCAUAACUCUAGAAAUUAUGCAACAGUUGCAGCAUCUUACCAAAGUGUAAAAGUAAGCAAGAUUGGUUUUAGCUAAUUGUAGUAGAACCAAUAGCAAGAUUUAGUAAAACCAUUUUGGGACCAAGGCAGCAUAUGUGGAACUCUUGGAAAUUUACUUCCACAGAUUGACCAGCAUUCUUCUGAUCACAAAAAAAAGAAAAAAAGAAAGUCAUUCAGGUCUUCCAUACUGGAAUGCCUUCUUUUAGGACUUGGUUUUAAAACUUCGCUAUCCAUCGAUUGAAUGAAAGCCGCUCGAUUUAACGAUGUAAGACCUGAAAUCAGCAAUAAUAUAUGUCCUGAUAUGAAGAAUAACGUG